AUGUGGACAGGGGGGUGCUGUGAGCUCAGGAGGGAGCCCGUUCCAGACCCUCUGGAGGCUCGGUUCACCCACGCAGAUGGUACCAGGGCUCUGGGGAGGUGCCAGCCACAGCCUGGGAUUCGCCUGGCAGCCCUGGAGUUGCCGUGCAUGUCUGUCACUCCCCACGAUCCCUGCUUCACACGGGGAAACCUGAGCCCCUCGCCACCCACACCCCAACACUGCCCCGAGUGCCCGGCACGGGUCAGAACACAGUCCCACGUUUCUUCCUCUAGAACGUGCCAUCCCCUCAGGCACAGAGCUGAUGGCCCGUUUUCAGCCUGA
Rangifer tarandus platyrhynchus (Svalbard reindeer) is the source of this 321-nucleotide messenger RNA. NCBI's taxonomy places the organism in Eukaryota, Metazoa, Chordata, Mammalia, Artiodactyla, Cervidae. The record is from the annotation of a GenBank genome assembly.